AUGGAUGAUGAUGACGAUGAUGAUAGUAAUAAUAAUAAUAAUAUGUACGCCGCAGCAGCACGGCGAUGUGUUUCGUCCGGUAUAACGUCGCUUUGGCCGGUAUUUCGGGUGCUUGCGUAUACACACGGUCGACCGAACAAAGGCGGAUCAGCUGCUGCUGCCCGGCGGCCGCAAGGGUUGCGGAAAAGGUUAGACCGCCUGUGCAUGUAUAGGGGGUGGGGGAAACGGAUAGCUGGCCAACUCCAGACUGCAGAAAAAGGGUUACGUCGUCGUUCUCGCAUCGGUACUUUGGACUACAGCGGUCCUACAACACGCGUACGUGGUACACACGACGCCAAGUCCCGAAAUCAAUAA
Messenger RNA from Macrosiphum euphorbiae (potato aphid), 354 nucleotides. The record is from the annotation of a GenBank genome assembly. Lineage: Eukaryota; Metazoa; Arthropoda; Insecta; Hemiptera; Aphididae.